GCGCGGCAGGAAUAGCUAGCAGCCUAGCAAGCACAUUCCAAUCAUGGACAGGCAAUCUUGCCACAACGGCAAGUACCUACAUGUCAGAUAACAUUGCUAUUCCAGCGUCGUAUUUGACAGCAAAUGAAUUCGACAAUGUUGAACAAGGUCCCCCAGAAACCACUUCGAUAUAUUCACCGCCUCAUGAUUCACGCAUGAAUCCAAUAAACAUAUCUUUGCGACACAAUCCGUAUGGAUACUAUGGAGUAGAUGGUUCGUCGCUAGCUAGCAGAUACUUUAGUCCGCUAAGUGGAUACGGAUCCUUUUUGGCACCCAUUGCGGGUAGUCCCGCUGGAUCGGUAGAUUAUUUUGAUAGAGAGGCACCUGAAGUAUCAGAAACACGUCCACAAAUGUCAAGAAGAGCAUCGGCGAAGAGUGAUUUACCGAAAUUAUACGAUCAUCCCGAAUCUGUUCCGCUUAUGAGGUCAUUGACAAGGGGUUCUCAAGUAUCAGCAUCGAUACCGGUAUCAGUCAUACAGGACGUCCAUGCUAUUCCAAUGCAAUAUGGAUCAACAUUUAAACAGUCAAUAUUCAAUUCAUGUAAUAUACUGAUCGGCAUCGGUAUACUCGCUCUGCCGCUGGGAUUCAAACUUGCCGGUUGGGCGAUUGGAUUGUCGUUAUUUAUUUUCUGUCUAACAAUCACCAACUACACUGCCAAGAUUCUCGCCAAGUGUCUUGAUUAUGACGAAGGACUCCAUACCUAUGCUGACAUGGGCGCAAUUGCUUUUGGAGAGGGAGCAAGGAGUGUGAUAUCUCUUCUCUUCUCUUUAGAACUUUUGGCUUGCGCAACUGCAUUGGUCAUCCUUGUUGGAGAUUCAUUACACACGAUCUUUCCUAGUGUCUCGAUCAUCACUUUUAAAAUAUGUGCAUGGAUUGUGAUGUCUCCCUUGACACUUAUGCCAAUCAGAUAUCUAUCAUAUUUCUCUCUACUUGGGAUAUUAUCAGCAUCUUACCUGGCCGUUAUAUUAGUCUUUGAUGGUCUAUCAAAGCCCGCCCAACCUGGUAGCUUAUUAGAUCCAAUGGAAACUGAUACAUGGCCUCCUGCAUUGGCUACUGUCCCGUUGAGCUUUGGUCUAAUUAUGGCUGGAUUCACGG
Messenger RNA from Paraglomus occultum, 1134 nucleotides. The record is from the annotation of a GenBank genome assembly. Lineage: Eukaryota; Fungi; Glomeromycota; Glomeromycetes; Paraglomerales; Paraglomeraceae.